Molecule: messenger RNA, 1224 nt
Organism: Cladocopium goreaui
Lineage: Eukaryota; Dinophyceae; Suessiales; Symbiodiniaceae
Source: the annotation of a GenBank genome assembly
AUGGUAGACCUGCUGGAUACCGUGAAAGUGAUCUUGUCAGUGGCCAGUCUUGAAGACAAGCAACAGCACUUGGCGGGCCCACGCCUUCUGAAUAGACUGAGUGGUGAAGCUUUGCGGGCAACAGAACAUUUGUCCGUUGCAAGCAUCCGCAGCACAGAGGGUUGGUUGGAGGUGUUGAAAACGCUUGACAAGCAUUACAAGUACCUUCUUGAGACCGAACUUCACGAAGCAAUUGAUGAGUUUUUGUUUUUGCUGCGUCGUCAUGGAGGUGAAGGAGCAACAGCCUUUGCUAGCAGAUCCAAAACACAACUCAAUCGCCUGGAAACCUUGAUAGCCCAGGAACGAGCCCUGACCAAAAAGAAAAGAAAGAAGAGAUCAAAACGAUCUCGCAGCACCCGUGGUGCAGGCCUUGCAUCCGAUAGCAGUUCCCACCAUAGCAGCCUAGAAGAAUCCGAACUUGAGUCCAUGCAGGACGAGCCACAAGAUGAGCCAACCGAUGGCCCUGAUGAGCAUCCGACCGGAGCUGCAGCAGCAUCCCCUGCUUCUGGCCACGCUGCGGAGCAGCCUGCUGCCUUUGAGUCGCCGAGAGCCGAGUCUAGGACCAGGACAGCGAAGGAAGGGGGAGAGAGGGGACCAGGUGGGUGGGAAGGGGGAGUGGAGCGUGCACCCAGCUAUACUCCUGUAUCCAAGGUCGCACUGGAAGAGGUUGGAGGGGGGGAAUCUGAGGACUGGCCUGAGGACAUUUCCACUAGCGGCAGCCUCGGGCAUCCGUUUCUAUGCCGUGCCCCCUGCAUCCGCGCAGUUCAUGGAACGUGCAUGAAAGGUCCCAGGUGCGAGUUCUGCCACCAGGAACAUGCCAAUCCCAAGCGCAAGCUGCGUAGAGAGGAGCGGCAGUUUUUGGAGAGCAUGCGGGAGUUGCUUGCUUUGCUCAUGUUGCAAUGGCAGCUUGAGAGGCUCUUGGUCACGCCCAGGCUUAGGGAUGAUCUCCGCCUAGUUCUGGCAGUUUUGGAGCGGCGGGUGAAAUUCUUAAGGCAGGUGCAGCCGCCGACCCCCGGUGAGCUACGGCAGGCCAGGGAUAAUCAGUGGAUUCUGCGCGGAUUCUCCUUUGGCCACCUGUUCACUUCCCUUCAGCACUGGCCCCAAGUCAGUGCCACAUUUAAAAGUGAAGUGAAGCUCUUAGUGGAUAGCGCACACCGGAGUAUGGAGAUGCAACGGUUGGGAUAA